Molecule: messenger RNA, 2385 nt
Organism: Monopterus albus (swamp eel)
Lineage: Eukaryota; Metazoa; Chordata; Actinopteri; Synbranchiformes; Synbranchidae
Gene: setd7
Product: SET domain containing 7, histone lysine methyltransferase
Exons: 8
Coding region: 127-1239 (370 amino acids)
Biological process (GO): heterochromatin organization; regulation of DNA-templated transcription; peptidyl-lysine monomethylation
Cellular component (GO): chromosome; nucleus
Molecular function (GO): protein binding; chromatin binding; histone H3K4 monomethyltransferase activity
Source: RefSeq, a predicted model, not a curated record
UUUACAGUAACACUGUCCAGUUUCCAGUUUAAAUAUAAAGUGCUGUCAUGCCCAAGUGACGCCCCAUGGGAUGGGUGUCAGACAACCCCCCAGUCUGUGGUGUGGUCGUCAGCCGCCGCCUGCAGCAUGGACAGCGACGAUGAACGUGUAGAAGAGGUUGUGGAAGGUCCACUGGAUGACGACAAUCAGCCACAUGGUUUCUGCACAGUGACCUACUCAUCCAGUGAUCGCUUUGAGGGACACUUCAUCAAUGGAGAGAAGAAUGGCAAGGGCAAGUUCUUCUUCUUUGAUGGAAGCACCCUGGAGGGUUUCUAUGUAGAUGAUGCUUUACAGGGCCAGGGGCUGUAUACAUAUGAAGAUGGUGGUGUCCUCCAUGGGACAUAUGUGGAUGGCGAGCUCAAUGGGCCCGCUCAGGAGCUUGAUGGAGAGGGCCGCCUGGUGUUCAAGGGCCAGUACAAAGACAACAACCGUUGUGGGGAGUGCUGGGUCUACUACCCUGAUGGGGGCUGCGUGUUUGGGAUGGUGAAUGAGGAUGGGGAAAUGACCGGUAAAUCUGUAGUGUACAUCUACCCUGACGGUCACACGGCUCUUUUUGGAAGCUUUGUGGAUGGGGAGCUGAUCGAGGCUCGCCUCGCCACCCUGAUCUCCAGCGGGAGUGGAAGGCCACGCUUUGAAAUCUCACCCAGCAGUCCUGUGUACUUGUACGACAAGUCCACAUCCACCUGCAUUGCCACCCAAACGUUGCUUCCUGACCCAUACGAAAGCCAAAGGGUUUUUGUGGCCGACUCUACGAUUAAAGGAGCAGGACAGGGUCUGUUUGCCAAGGCAGAUACUGAAACAAACACUGUGAUGGCUUUUUACAACGGCGUUCGCAUCACACACUCUGAGGUGGACAGCAGAGACUGGGCACUUAACAGCAACACAAUCUCACUGGACGAGGACACUGUGAUCGAUGUCCCUCAGCCAUUUGACCAGACAGAGAGAUACUGUGCCUCUUUGGGUCACAAGGCCAACCACUCCUUCACCCCAAACUGCACAUAUGACCCGUUCAUGCAUCCUCGUUUUGGGCCAAUCAAGUGCAUCCGAACGUUGAGGCCUGUGCAGAAAGACGAGGAGCUAACUGUUGCCUACGGCUACGAUCACGAGCCAACUGGGAAGAAUGGCCCAGAGGCUCCUGACUGGUACAAGCAGGAGCUGGAGGUGUUCCAACAGAGACAGGCGACUCUCACUGGCCAAUGAGAAAGCAGAUUAAUACCUCUGGACAAUGAUACGCCCCUGUACCUGUGUUACCAGCUUGCAAGACUCUUGGACCAUUAUGGCACAUGAUAUCCCCUGCACCUGCAGCCCACAGCAUAGAUAGCUGAGAAGUUACAAUGAUGCUUAUGGUAUUCAAGUGGAUUAUUGCUCGAGUAAUUCAGUAUGCUUGGAGGCUUUGGAGAUCCAGAGCCAAAGUAACUCAAGAUCUAUGCAAAAAACCAAGUGGUACUGAAUGAGAAAUGUCAGUAGCAGAUUUUACCACUGUCCUCUUCAUCACAAUGAUGUACAUGCUCAUGAUUGGUACUUAUACAUUUAGGUUAUAACAACAAAUUACUACUGUUAUAUUUCAUUUUCAGAAGCUGCAGUUUACUCAACAGGGCUUUCCUCAAGUUGUUGAGUUUAGCAGCACUAUUUAUUCCAAACACUGUUUAUCUGGUAUGAUUAAACUGUGCAACAGUUUUAGGUGCUUUAGGUCUUUAGAUUCUAUCCCAAAGUCAUUCUGCAGCAUGACAAUGGCCCUAAACACAGCUAGAGUCCUAAAGAAACAUCUUCAUCAGCAAGAAGAACAAGGAGUCCUGCAUCAGGUGGUGCGGCCCCCACAGAGCCCUGAUCUUAACAUCACGGAGUCAGUCUGGGUUUAAAUGAAGAGGCAGCCUAAGUAGACAGAGGAACUGUGGCAGGUUCUCCUAGAUGCACUGAACAACCUCCCUGUUAAACACCUCGAAGAACUGUGCAAGAGGAGAGCUGGUGCUGUUUUAAAGGCACAGGGUGGUCGCAGUAAAUAUUGAUGUGCUAAAGGCUUUUCUCUUAACUGCAUUUUGUAUGAAGGUUAUUGGUUUAAAAAAGCUUCAUUGCAUUAAUUCUGAAGGCUCCUUCACUUUGCUUUUGAGGCCUAAAACUUUUGCACGGCAACCUACUGUACAUUUAAAAGGUGUAACUUCAUAGGGCUAAAAUGGGUGACGUACUGUAUUUCCUGAGUUUUAUAGAGAUUAUUCCUAACUUUAGGGAGAAAUUAAUGGAAGGCCUACCACCACAGGAAAGAUUUGUCAGGUGUUUUCUAACCUAAACAUGUGUUCAUAAAUUAAAAACUAAAGUCCAGGAUGAAGAAAAACUGGUCCACAUGCCUCA